CUGCUUCUUUCGCUGCUCCUUCCUGUUGGCGGUUCUUGAAAGAAAGAGAGAAAAAGAGAGAGCAUGGCGGCAGGGGAAGCUAAGUCCGUUUUAUUCGUUUGCCUGGGGAACAUUUGCCGCUCUCCUAUAGCCGAAGCUGUUUUUAGGAAACUUGUGACUGAAGGAAACAUUGAAAACAAGUGGAGGAUAGACAGUGCAGCAACAUCUACGUAUGAAGUAGGAAAUCCUCCAGAUUAUCGAGGCCAGAAUUGCAUGAGGAAACAUGGUGUUAUCAUGAAUCAUAUUGCCAGGCAGGUUACAAAAGAUGAUUUCCUGACGUUUGAUUAUAUGCUUUGUAUGGAUGAAAGUAACUUACGAGAUCUGAAGAGAAAAAGCAAUAGUGUUCCAAACUGCAAAUCUCAAAUUGAGCUGCUUGGGAGCUAUGAUCCACAAAACCAGCUUAUUAUUGAAGAUCCAUACUAUGGGACUGAUGAAGAUUUUGAAACUGUUUAUCAACAGUGCCUUAGAUGCUGUAAAGCAUUUUUGGAGAAACCUCAUUAAUGGGGCAAGUGUUUCUGAAAGCAAAUAAUAUUUAGCUGUUCUGUAAAAUUAUUCUCAAUUGAUAUUAAAUUGUAAAGAUUCUAAAAAUAA
Messenger RNA from Lacerta agilis (Sand lizard), 630 nucleotides. RefSeq names its product acid phosphatase 1 (gene ACP1). Gene Ontology annotation, molecular function: non-membrane spanning protein tyrosine phosphatase activity; acid phosphatase activity. Gene Ontology annotation, cellular component: cytoplasm. Bases 64 to 540 code for a protein of 158 amino acids. Gene Ontology annotation, biological process: protein dephosphorylation. The record is from RefSeq and is a predicted model, not a curated record. The transcript is spliced from 6 exons. Lineage: Eukaryota; Metazoa; Chordata; Lepidosauria; Squamata; Lacertidae.